AUUUUGAUUAUGCGGCUUAUGAAGAAUUCUUUUCCACCUAUCUGGUGAUACUCACUAGAAGAGCAAUAAAAUGGUCUAAACUUCUAAAGGGAAGCGGUAGUGUCCAGAAAAGCAUGAGAGUGAAGCGCUAUAUCCGGAAAGGUGUUCCAUUCGAGCACAGGGCCCGCGUCUGGAUGGGGGUGAGUGGAGCCCAGGCCCAGAUGGAGAGGAACCCUGGCUAUUACCACCAGCUUCUCCAGGGAGAGAGGAACAACAGCCUGGAGGAGGCCAUCAGGACAGAUAUGAACAGGACCUUCCCGGACAACGUGAAAUUCCGCAGGAGCGCCGAUCCGUGUUUACAGAAGACCCUGUACAACGUGCUCUUGGCCUACGGGCACCACAACCAAGGUGUGGGGUACUGCCAGGGAAUGAAUUUUAUCGCGGGAUAUCUGAUUCUUAUCACGAAGAACGAAGAAGAAUCCUUUUGGCUAUUAGAUGCUCUUGUUGGAAGAAUACUACCUGAUUACUACAGCCCUGAGAUGCUGGGCCUGAAGACGGACCAGGAGGUCCUGGGGGAGCUGGUGAGGACCAAGCUGCCAGCGGUGGCGGCCCUGAUGGACGGGCAUGGCGUCCUGUGGACUCUGGUCGUGUCACGCUGGUUCAUCUGCCUGUUUGUGGACAUCCUGCCAGUGGAGACGGUGCUUCGAAUCUGGGAUUGUUUGUUCAACGAAGGCUCAAAGAUUAUCUUCCGGGUGGCUCUGACCUUAAUUAAGCAACAUCAGGCUUUUAUUUUGGAAGCCACCAGUUUUGCAGACAUCUGUGAAAAGUUCAAGGAGAUCACCAAAGGGAGUUUUGUGACUGAAUGUCACACCUUUAUGCAGAAAAUCUUCUCCGAGCCUGGAAGCUUGCCCAUGACCACCAUCACCAGGCUUCGGGAGAGCUGCAGGGCCAAGCUGCUGGUGCAGGGGUGACCUGGACACACUCCCCUCUGCCCUGACCAUGAUGCUUCAUUCCCAGAGUUGACCAAUUUGUACUGCUUUCCUUUUUAGUGCUGUAAAUACUUGAUGUCUCCACACUUUAGUCGUGAAUUUUUUAAAAGAGCAAUUUAAAGUCAUGUCAUUCUGUAACUGAUGAGCUAUGAAGUCAAAUUUCUGAAGAUAUAUUUUUAC
This is a messenger RNA of Myotis lucifugus (little brown bat), 1148 nucleotides long. It is a transcript of the gene GRTP1, whose product is annotated as growth hormone regulated TBC protein 1. The transcript is spliced from 7 exons. Bases 114 to 950 code for a protein of 278 amino acids. The record is from RefSeq and is a predicted model, not a curated record. NCBI's taxonomy places the organism in Eukaryota, Metazoa, Chordata, Mammalia, Chiroptera, Vespertilionidae.